Molecule: messenger RNA, 1553 nt
Organism: Capsicum annuum
Lineage: Eukaryota; Viridiplantae; Streptophyta; Magnoliopsida; Solanales; Solanaceae
Exons: 5
Coding region: 680-1336 (218 amino acids)
Source: RefSeq, a predicted model, not a curated record
GCAGAAGAAGAAGCCUUUACAAUGAGCUAAAAAGAAAAUGGCGGUCAUCUCUAUGAUGCUCCUCAGUUACCUUAACAGCAACUACUGUUCCUUAAAAUUCUUGGCAAAACCCCACAAAAGUACCACCCCUUCAAUACCCAAAUAAAAGAGCAAAAAAAUGCAUUGUGUUUCUUCAAUGAACAAUUUCAAGAUUCUCAAUUCCAAGUUUUAUUGGUAAAUUUUGUGGUAUAUAAGUAGCUUUGAUUGUUUAGACAAGACAAAUGUUUGUGAAGGAGACAACCCAUUUGCCCAGAAGUGUUUGGCUCAUAUAGACUUCUUUUCCAUUGUCAAUUCCCAGGUUACCAUCGGGGACCGAAGGCAACGCAUUGACGUGGAAUAUCAUCAAUUCCAAGGGGUGAUACCAAAAUAGAGGAAAAUAAAUGGAACCUACAAAAGUUCUAGUUAACUCAACUAUGAAUUACUGCACUUCUGCUUCUCUUUCAUACGUAUUCCUUGUAGUAAUCUUUGUACAUUGUCUCUUUAAUCUAGCACAAUAGUUUCACCGCAGUCCUUUCCUUUCUUUUUGUUAUUUUACGCCGUUAGGUUUUGUUCACUUAGAUGGCUCUGUGAACCGAAGCCACCUAACAUUUGAUCUGAACAGAUAUUUGCUAAAGUUGUCUUAUUCUCUUCAUUUAAUGAGAUGUCAGUGAUGCCUCAGCGGAUUCAGGAAUACAAUGGGCAGCAGGGUAUUUGGAUGUACCAAUGCAUCUAUUGUCAAAAAAACUUCUCUUCAAGCCAAGCCAUAGCAGGACAUACCAAGGGUCACUUCAGGGAUGGGUGGGUCAAAGGAACCGCCCAAAGCAAAGUGUUUGUGAAAUUUUCUGAUUAUCAGCAGCAGCAGCAGCAAGGUUCUGCUACUGACUCAUCAAUGUCCAAGCAACUGGUUGUUUAUGCUGCAACAUCUGAAACUGACUCAACAAAUGCUCAUCGAUUGCCAAAAGGUGAUGUGCAGAAUUUGGGAAGCCUGACCACUCAGCCUUUGUCUCCAGCUUCGUCCAGCAGACGACCACCAGCUUCGUCAAGCAGACGAUCACGGGCCCCUAGGCAUCAUUUGAGGGUUCGUGAUCUGAAGAUACUAGCUAGGCUCAGGGCUCGUCUUACUGGAGAGGAGCAAGAAGUCAUUUUGCGUCUUCUUCAUAGUGCUAUGGAACAGAUAAAAAAAUCAAGGAAGAAGAGCACUAAGUCGCAGGUGAUCCCAAACAAGGAUUCAGAAGCAACACCCGCGAUUGGAACUACCAACAAAGAUAUUGAUGAUGUCACCAUUGAAGACUCCGAUGAUGAGUCCAAAACUAUGUGAUCAUAUUGUUAAAGCAUAUAGUUUCUGGGUUGUUUCUUGUUAAAUAUGGUUUUGAAGAUUAUUAUCAAACUAUUAGUUAAGUGUUCUAUUAUUAUAUAUGCAUGGACUAUAAUGUAGUAGCUUUUUAGAUCAUCCAGUAGUAGUGUUAAACAUGGUUCAUCCCUUUAUUUCCUAUGUUGUAUUAAUAUGUGUUACUACUGAAGAGCAUUGUUUGGAA